AUGAAACCCUCAAAGGCAUCCCAGCGCUACAGAAGCAUCCGGAGAAACACCAGUCAGCACUAUUUCUACCAGGAGUCCCUGCUGCUUAGCAACUUGGAUGACAGCUUUAAUGCUGAUGAGCCAGGGGACAGCAAUGAUCCUGAACAAAUCUUCCAGAAUAUACAGUUCCAGAAGGAUCUCAUGGCAAACAUUCGCUGCAGACCGUGGACCAUGGGGCAGAAGCUGGGAGCACUGAGGCGAGCGAAGGAGAUCGUGCUGAAGUUUGAAGGGAGGCUGACCCGGACCCGCGGCUACCAAGCAGCAGGUGCAGAGCUCUGGCGGAAGUUUGCUCGUCUGGCCUGUAACUUCAUGGUCAUCUUCAUUCCCUGGGAGAUGAGGAUCAAGAAAAUCGAGAGUCACUUUGGAUCUGGGGUUGCUUCCUACUUCAUAUUCUUGAGAUGGUUAUUUGGAAUUAAUAUUGUGCUCACGAUUAUGACAGGUGCUUUUAUUGUCAUUCCAGAGCUCAUUGCAGGCCAGCCCUUUGGAAGCACAGCCAGCAAGACCAUCCCCAAGGAGCACGUGGCUUCGGCUCAAGACCUGGACACAGUCUGGUCCCUGGGGGGUUACCUGCAGUACUCGGUGCUCUUCUACGGCUAUUAUGGCAGGGAGCGAAGGAUUGGGAGAGCUGGCUACCGGCUGCCCUUGGCGUAUUUCCUGGUGGGGAUGGCCGUGUUUGCUUACAGCUUCAUCAUCCUCUUGAAAAAGAUGGCCAAGAACUCCCGGACCAGCCUGGCCAGUGCCUCCAAUGAGAACUACACCUUCUGCUGGCGGGUCUUCUGUGCCUGGGAUUACCUCAUCGGCAACCCAGAGGCUGCGGAGAGCAAAACCGCUGCCAUCGUGAACAGCAUCAGGGAGGCCAUCCUGGAAGAACAGGAAAAGAAGAAAAGCAAAAACCUGGCGGUGACCAUCUGCCUGAGGGUUGUUGCCAACAUCCUGGUACUUCUCUCGCUCGCUGGGAGCAUCUAUCUCAUCUACUUCGUGGUAGACCGGUCCCAGAAGCUGGAGCAGUCGAAGAAGGAGCUGACACUCUGGGAAAAGAAUGAGGUGAGCGUGGUGGUCUCCCUUGUCACCAUGCUAGCACCAUCGGCCUUUGACCUCAUCGCCGCCCUGGAGAUGUACCACCCACGAACCACACUGCGCUUCCAGCUGGCAAGGGUCCUUGUGCUCUACCUGGGGAACCUCUACAGCCUGAUCAUUGCUCUCUUGGACAAAGUUAACAGCAUGAACACUGAGGAAACUGCCACCAAAAAUAACACAAGCCACUGGAUAGAGUCUACCAUCUUCUUUGCUACCAGUACGGUCGCUGAAGAAGAUAAAUGGUCCACACCUGGGCCUGAGAUAGGGCUCGGGAGAAACAGCACGUGGGGCCCAGAUGAGACCAGUGUUCCAGCUUACACCUUGCCUCUCUCGGAGGCCAACAAGACCACCAUCUACACCCAGAAUCCACAAGACCAGUGCUGGGAGACCUACGUAGGGCAGGAGAUGCUGAAGCUUUCCAUCAUCGACAUGCUCUUCACCGUGGCCAGCGUCCUGCUCAUAGAUUUCUUCCGGGGACUUUUUGUCCGGUACUUAAGUGACUACUGGUGUUGGGACCUGGAAAGCAAGUUUCCUGAAUAUGGGGAAUUCAAAAUAGCAGAGAACGUGUUACAUUUAGUCUACAACCAAGGGAUGAUUUGGAUGGGGGCCUUCUUCUCCCCAUGCCUCCCUGCAUUCAACGUCCUCAAACUGAUUGGGCUCAUGUACCUGAGGAGCUGGGCGGUGCUGACUUGCAACGUGCCUCACCAGCAAGUGUUUCGAGCCUCCAGAUCCAACAACUUCUACCUGGCGAUGCUCCUGUUUAUGCUCUUCUUGUGCAUGUUGCCAACCAUUUUUGCUAUUGUUCGGUACAAGCCAUCUCUAAAUUGUGGCCCAUUCAGUGGACAGGAGAAAAUGUAUGACAUCGUAUCAGAAACCAUCGAGAAGGACUUCCCCGCUUGGUUUGGCUCUGUAGUGGGGUACCUCAGCAGCCCCGUGGUCAUCCUGCCGGCUGUGUUGCUGCUUUUCAUGCUCAUCUAUUACCUUCAGAGCAUCGCAAGGUCCUUAAAGCUCAGCAACCAGCAGCUCCGAAUGCAGAUCCAAAACGCCAGAUCUGAAGAUAAGAAAAAGGUCGCUCAAAUGGUAGAAGCCCGGAUCCAAACCCAAGAGGAAAGCAGCAAGAGGCUUCCCAAGGACGGUGACCCCAGCAGCCAGACGUCCUCAGCUCACUCGGCGACGCCCCAAAGCAAUGGCACUGUGGUCAGUUUGGAUACAUCCAACAGCAAGAGUGGCAGGGUAGGGACUGUUGGCCAGCGCACGCCCCCGAGUCCCCAGUCAGGCCUCAGCAGUCCCAGCUGGUCUCUUCCUGGCACCUCCAAAUCCAGGCCAGAGCAGGAAACUCACAGGCAUCUCCGUGGUUGGUGCGCCAGCACAGGGGACCAGCACCAGGACACAUCCUGCUCGCCCACGCCGCUGGCAAAGCACACCAAAGACAUCCACCAAAGACAUCCUCUUUUCCGAAAAGACUUUCAGCAGAUCAACGCUGCUCUUUGUGGUCCAGGGCUCUCCACCUCAGUGCCACACGGUCCUAGGUCCCAUGCCCCCAGAUACUACAUCAUUAAUGAACGAGACUCUCGCAAAAAUACCCACCCAACUCUCUGGCCAGAAAGACAUUUCAGGAUGGAUGCCUUAGGGGACAUCGUUGAGAGGUACCCCAGGAACACGCGACGCCGUGUGUCCCGGGCCCCCCGGCAGGACCGCUCUCCACAGCUGAGUGAAGAAGAGGAAGAUGCCCCGGAGAGAGAGGUAGUCGAAUGGUCUUUCCACCCACAGCCCCUGACAGGUCUCCAAGGGGCCUUUUAUGUUGGCAAAAAGUCAGAGAGUCAGAGCCUGGGCCCUGAGCACCAGGGAAGGAUGUACUACACGUCCUGGAACUAUGGUUCUGAGGCUCCACUUGACAGGCUGACGUAUGUGCAGAAAAAGCCACGUUCCCGGAAUUUCCAGUAUGCACAGCGCCCCCCAAAGCUCCGAGGCCAGCCCAAGGUUAAGCCAUCCCUUGCAGAAUCUGAUUCCACAUCGGCAGCGUCCAGCAGCGACCAGCAGAGCAGCAGCAAGGACCAGUAUCUGCGGGCCACCCACAGCCAGGGCAAAUUCCCAAAGUCUUUGUGCGAGCUGGGCAGGAGGAAGGCCAUGUCCAGGCAGGAGCUGAUUGCUGAUCUGAACGACCUGACUUGUUCCAACGUCUAGGGGUUUCUCCUGGCAUCCCCGUCAGAGAAUCGGGGCCCUGCUGGAUGCCGGUGUGGUCUGACAGCGUACGGUCCCCACCCUUCUGGAAGGAGACACGAACACAGAGUCCUGAGACACAGCCUCACCUCCCUCUUCUCCAGCAGCCGCAUGCCAGUGGGCAGCAUCCAGUGCCUCUGGAACAUUAGGCUGUCAUUUCAGAACCUCCAUCCUUUCCCUCCAUUUCGGGGGACACACAUCCGAGGCAAGCCAGACAGCUCAUCCGGAUGGCUGCACCUCUUCUGAGAUGUCUCUGCCCGACCUCCAUCCUGUGUGUGCGCUGCGUGUACUGCCGUGCCUGGGAUGUCUGUUUUAGCACACAGAACUCAGUCCUCCCUGAUAAGCAUCCAGGAGGGAUGUGUCUGCCCUUCGAGAUUUCACUGUGCUUCUCUGGUUCACAUGAAUGAUCAGCUUAGGAAUGACAGGAGGAACUAAAAUUUGAGAGCCUAUUUUACUAUAUACCAGGCUGCUUGCAUCUCUUUGUUAAUGAUUCAGGGACCCUGGGAUGGGAGGCAGCAGAAUCUUUAAGGCAUCGUGAUUCCUUUAAGGAUGGGAAUCAAUCUGGUUUCAGGCUUGGCUGGACCUGAGGAUCCUCAGGAUCCUCUAUCUUUUUACCUGUUAGCAUUCCUUGUUGGUUGGCUUCAUUUUCCCCUGCUGGUGACAGGCUUCCUCCAGGCAGUGGGGGGAAGAGGAAUUCACAGCCACAGAAAAUACCAGGCUUAUGCCACCCAGCUGACGAGCCUGGGGGAAAGAACAAGGUGUCCCUCCACACUUCAUGCCAUCUUCACCUUAAAGGCUGGUAUGCCUUCUGUUGGGCGGGCUUCUGCAGCAGCUUCUGAAGCAGCGUGGGUCAGUCUGCUGUGGUCAACCGAAGGGUGUCCCCUAUUCCUGUCUCUGAGACCCUUCUUUCCACUCUAAAUUGUGUCUUUCAAUU
Messenger RNA from Nyctereutes procyonoides (raccoon dog), 4270 nucleotides. It is a transcript of the gene TMC3, whose product is annotated as transmembrane channel like 3. The transcript is spliced from 22 exons. NCBI's taxonomy places the organism in Eukaryota, Metazoa, Chordata, Mammalia, Carnivora, Canidae. Gene Ontology annotation, molecular function: mechanosensitive monoatomic ion channel activity. Gene Ontology annotation, cellular component: plasma membrane. The record is from RefSeq and is a predicted model, not a curated record. Bases 1 to 3300 code for a protein of 1099 amino acids.